Messenger RNA from Limulus polyphemus (Atlantic horseshoe crab), 838 nucleotides. Its product is annotated as Down syndrome cell adhesion molecule homolog. The coding region runs from base 315 to 677 and encodes 120 amino acids. Gene Ontology annotation, cellular component: axon; plasma membrane. The record is from RefSeq and is a predicted model, not a curated record. The transcript has 2 exons. Gene Ontology annotation, molecular function: cell-cell adhesion mediator activity. Gene Ontology annotation, biological process: axon guidance; homophilic cell-cell adhesion; dendrite self-avoidance. Lineage: Eukaryota; Metazoa; Arthropoda; Merostomata; Xiphosura; Limulidae.
UUUUAGAUUUUUCUUUAAUAUUACCGUAAGGUGGCGUUGUUUCUUGUGUUUAGUAGAAGACAUUUUGCCGCAGUGUAACUAUUGUAAACAAGAACUUGGUGAUUAAAGUAUCGUACCGAGUGUUGGUUUAGACAUUUUGUAAGAUUUAUUGUAACCAUAAGAAGUUUCUAACAAGAAUUAAACAAGUUAAGGAAAUGUAGGAAGAACGGUAGAGCUUAGACUGAACGUAAGACCUACGGUAAUAGUGACGCUUAACACUGGUAUCUUCCUGCAACAAAGACUGAGGCCUCACGGGAAGGUGGGUGACUGUGGAAAUGGCGGGAAGUUGGAACUCUCUAGCUGUCUGUAUUCUGUUUUUUACAUCAGUACUUGCAGUUGAACCACCGAUGUUACAACCUGAUGAGUUUCCAAGCGACAUUGAGCUGGGUUCGAGAGUACAAAUCGUCUGCUAUCUCAAGAAAGGUGAUUUACCAGUUACCUUUAGGUGGAACAAAGAUGAAAAACAACUAUUGACCAACGAACGAAUAACUAUCUCAAGUUCAGAUUCUAUCUCAAGUAAUUUAAGAAUCCAGAGAGUUAUUUCUGAAGACGUUGCCAACUAUUCCUGUACAGGCACUAAUUCAGCAGGAUCUGACAGUUUUACAGCAGCUCUGAUCGUUAGAGGUAAUGUUAUCUAAAGUAACAUACAGUAAUUAAACAAGAUCUGACAGUUUUACAGCUGCUCUGGUCGUUAGAGGUAAUGUUAUCUAAAGUAAUACACUGUAAUUAAACAAGAUCUGACAGUUUUACAGCUGCCCUGAUUGUUAGAGGUAAAGUAACCUGAUGUAACGUAUUGGAA